CUAUUUGUUGACGACUUUUAAAUCCAUAAUAAAUUAUAGAAGGACGAAUUUGCCGACAGUUGCGAUCAAGCUUAAUUUGUCGCUCUUCAAUGGCUUCACAAAGCUAGAUCACUGGUGCAUCUAGCCCAAGACACAACUAUAACGGACACCAACCGCUGCCUUGUCGGAACAAUCGUUAUCGGUGACCCACCAUCGAGCCCCAAGCCACAACCAUGGUGAACACCAACCGUUGCCGCGUCGGAGUUGCGUCACGGUCACCGUCUCUCCGCUCACGGCCAUUCCAGCUUCCUCAUAGCGUCAUGAUUGCCGAUCGUCUUAAGCAUUCUCCGGAGAUUUAUCGUCAGAAGACGAACAAGGGUUCUGCAACAGUGGGUUUGUGACGACAGGGUAUGGGUUGAUGGUGAUCGACGAUGAUGGGUUUUUGGAUUUGCGAUUGGGUCUUGGAUUAUUGUAUGGGUCUUGCGCUCGGUUCUGUUGGUGGUGUUACAGGGUAUGGGGCUGAUGAUGGCCUUGCCUUGGCUUGGUGGUGGAUUAACUAUCUUGGGUUCUGGUUCUGUUGCUGGUCUUGGCUUGCUGGUGGAUCAAUGAUGAUGGGGUUUUAGGGUUUGAUCGUCUUGGGUUGGUGUUACGGUUUGUGCGGGCAUGUACUCCCCCUACGUCCACUACAUGCUCGACGAAUUUACGUAGAGACUUGGUGUUGAACUCACUUCCAGGUCUCGCCGUCGGCGUUGUAGAUGCCGUGAAAGUCCGACAGAGUGCUUUCUCUUCUCUUGAUCUCAGUUGUUGGGUCGGAAGUGUAUAACUGAGAAGCUCACUAGCUCUUCACCGGACUGAAACUGUGGCUCACACGGGUCGUCUGAAACUGUGGCUCGCCGGACUAGCUGAAACUUUCUGGGCUUCCACUGGACUGAACUGGAACUAAAGCGCAUCAAUUGGGUCUUUGUGAUGGAGCUCAGUAACGGUUGUGAACUUUGUUGGGUCACCAUAGGACCCAGUUAUGAAAAGUAAAAAAAUAUCAGAAUAUACUGGUUUAAUUUCUUCUUUACACCGCAACUCUUGCACUUAAAAAAAAAUCACCAAGACAGAGGUGACUUUGAAGUAAAGAGAUGUAAUGAAGAGAAGCAAGAAAAAAAGAUGUUUUUUGUGUCUGGUUGAAGAAACCAAGUCAUAAUAAAUGGAGUAACCAAUAUUACGACUAGCUCCAAAGUCCUACUCUCUCUGUCUCCAUUACAUAGUCGUAAAAGAUUCUUAUUUUCCGGAAUAAAUUGCAAGCAAUAUAAGCUAAGGAGGCCUUGGAUUGAUGUCUAACAAAGGGGUGCAACUGCAUAUUCAAGAUAAGCAAGUGGUGUUAGAUAAUGGCAUACUUCAAGCCACAUUCUCAAAUCCAGGGGGAACAAUCACUGGAAUUCAAUACAAUGGAAUUGACAACUUGCUUGAGUUUCAUAAUUCAGAACCCAAUGGAGGAGGGUAUUCGACCCUCAAUUGGAGCAAAGUGGGAAGGUCGGGGACAAGUGGAAAAUUCGAUGCGAUCAAAGGAACAAGUUUUAAGGUUGUAGUAGAAAAUGAGGAAAAAGUAGAGCUCUCAUUUGCAAGGACAUGGUACCCUUCUCUCCAGCAUGAGCAUGCCCCCUUAAAUAUAGACAAAAGGUUCAUAAUGCUUCGUGGUUCCUCGGGCUUUUAUUACUACAGCAUUUACGAACACUUAGAGGACAUGCCUGCUUUCAACCUCGAUGAAACCAGGAUCGUGUUCAGGCUCAAAAUAGACAAGUUUCGGUACAUGGCAAUAGCAGAUAAUAGACAAAGAUGCAUGCCCCUACCAGAUGACCGAUUACCAGGAAGAGGUGAAGAACUAGCCUUCCCUGAAGCAGUCCUACUUGUUAACCCCAUUGAGCCAGAAUUUAAAGGAGAGGUAGAUGACAAGUACCAGUACUCAUGUGAGAACAAAGAUAACCGGGUUCACGGGUGGAUAUGCUUUGACCCGCCCGUGGGAUUCUGGCAAAUCACAGCCAGCAAUGAGUUCAAGACUGCAGGUCCACUCAAACAGGAUCUAACAUCCCAUGUUAAUCCAACAGCCCUUGCUAUGUUUGUAAGUGCCCAUUAUGGGGGAGAGGAUCAUGUGUUGAAAUUCAAAUCAGGCGAACCAUGGAAGAAAGUUUUUGGCCCGGUUUUCAUCUAUCUUAAUUCAGUGUUGGAUGAUAAUGACACAUUUAAGCUCUGGAACGACGCCAAAGAACAGAUGAAGAAUGAAGUCCGCUGCUGGCCAUAUAGUUUCCCCGAGUCGAAGGAUUUUCCAACUUCUGAUCAGAGGGGUACUGUUAAUGGUAGAUUGCUAGUCCAAGACAGGUACAUCAGUGAGAACUUUAUCUCAGCAAAUGGUGCCUAUGUGGGGUUGGCUCCACCAGGAGACAUCGGAUCAUGGCAAAGAGAAGGCAAGGGCUAUCAAUUCUGGACCACAGCUGAUGAAGAAGGCUAUUUUACAAUCAAGAAUAUACGUGUAGGCGACUAUAAUCUUUACGCUUGGGUUCCUGGUUUUAUUGGAGAUUAUCGAUAUGAUGUUGCCAUUACCAUUACCUCAGGUUGUGAUAUUGAUAUUGGCCAUCUUAUGUAUGAGCCUCCAAGAGAUGGACCUACAUUGUGGGAAAUAGGCAUCCCUGAUCGAUCCGCAGCAGAAUUCUACAUACCUGAUCCUAAUCCCAAAUAUAUCAACAAACUUUAUGUCAAUCACCCAGAUAGGUUUAGACAAUAUGGAUUGUGGGAAAGAUAUGCAGAUUUGUAUCCUGAAGGGGAUUUAGUUUACACAGUGGGUGUUAGUGACUAUAAAAAAGAUUGGUUCUUUGCUCAUGUAACCAGGAAAGUUGGUGAUGGCACAUACGAUGGAACUACAUGGCAAAUAAAGUUCAACAAUGACAACGCGUAUCAAAGUGGAAUCCACAAACUGCGCGUGGCACUUGCUUCUGCAAACGUUGCCCAAUUACUGGUUAGGAUUAAUGAUCCAAAAGCAGAGCCUCCAGAAUUUUCAAGUGGAUUGAUUGGGAAGGAUAAUGCAAUAGCAAGACACGGUAUUCAUGGGCUGUAUUGGCUGUUCAAUGUGGACAUACCAAGCACUCGACUCCUUCAAGGCCAAAAUACCAUAUAUCUAACACAAGCAAGCAACACUAGCCCUUUCCAAGGGCUCAUGUAUGAUUAUAUCCGUUUGGAAGCCCCUCCAUCUACUAAUUAACUAAUGUUUUAUGCUUGUAGAGGACCCUUCCCUUCUAGUAUUCUGAUUAACAAUGCUAUAAGCCUAAAUCUGUAUGAUAACAAUAAUGGUAAAUGCUAAAUAUCAUGAUUUGUGUGCGCCCGCUAAAUAUAAUGAUUUGAGUGUGUGAAAGUAGAAA
Cornus florida is the source of this 3377-nucleotide messenger RNA. RefSeq names its product probable rhamnogalacturonate lyase B. The transcript has 16 exons. The coding region runs from base 1301 to 3220 and encodes 639 amino acids. The record is from RefSeq and is a predicted model, not a curated record. Gene Ontology annotation, molecular function: carbohydrate binding; catalytic activity. Gene Ontology annotation, biological process: carbohydrate metabolic process. NCBI's taxonomy places the organism in Eukaryota, Viridiplantae, Streptophyta, Magnoliopsida, Cornales, Cornaceae.